UAAUGCCCUGUAGCUCUCCGGGCAGAGAAACAAAAGCAGAUUUCUCCCCCACCUCUUCAGCAGAGAGCAUAAAGGCAAUGCUUUUGUGCUUCCCUAAGCAUUGCCAGAGACAGGCUGAGAGUGCUUAGUGGAGGGGACUCAUCUCUGCACAGAGCCCCAGCGUGGAUGGGGGAUCUUCACAAGGGAGGCUGUGUUCAUUAGGUCCCAUCUGGAGGACUCAACCUUUGGGCCAGGAUGCAUCGAAUGAUGAAAGAAGAAUCGAGCUACAGGACGAGUAGCCUGGAAAAUGCAACCCGUGACACAAGCAAAGAGCAGCUGCACGCGAAGCUCUGCAAUGGGUCCUGCCAUGCUGAACAAAUCCUCCAGACACUGAACGCCUACCGGCGUGGUGGCAUCUUCACAGAUGUGGUGUUGUUAAUUGAUGGACAGGAAUUCCCCUGCCACCGUGCUGCUCUGUCAGCCAACAGCACUUACUUCCAGGCCAUGUUUGGUGGCAAUCUCAAGGAAGGCCACCAGAACAUCAUCAACAUCCAGAAGAUUUCUGCUUCCACCAUGUCUCUCCUUCUUGACUAUAUGUAUGGGGGGAACAUUGUCAUUCAGGAGGACAAUGUUGAAGGCAUCUUGGAACUGUCUGACUUGCUGCAGAUCUCCAAGCUUAGGGAUGCUUGCAUCAGCUUCCUUGAAGGCCAGCUUCACCCCUGCAAUUGUUUGGGCAUCAUGAAGUUUGCCGAUUCGUUCUCCAUCACUUCCCUGACAGAAAAAAGCAAGAGGUUCAUGCUGGAGUGUUUCGUGGAGGUGUCGUGCCAUGAAGAGUUCCUAGAGAUGGGUGUGAAGGAGCUGGUUGAGUAUUUGUCCGAUGAGCAGCUGGUGGUCCCCAAGGAGGAGGUGGUCUUUGAAGCAGUCAUGCGCUGGGUACGGCACAACGUACCUGCCCGUAAGGGAGCCUUGAAGGAUCUCCUUGAGCACGUGCGUCUGCCACUGCUCAACCCCACCUACUUCCUGGAGAAGGUGGAAAUGGAUGAGCUCAUCCAGGACUCAAAGGAGUGCAUCCCUCUGCUGCACGAAGCCCGCAAGUACUACAUCCUAGGGAACGAGGUCAGCUCUUUGAGAUCGAGGCCCAGAAGGUUCAUGGAGCUGGCAGAAGUCAUCAUCAUCAUUGGGGGCUGUGAUAAGAAGGGCCUUCUGAAGCUGCCCUUCACUGAUCUCUAUCACCCAAAGAGCAGGCAGUGGACGGCCCUCUCCAGUGUGCCUGGCUACACCAAGUCAGAGUUUGCUGCUUGCACGCUGAAGAAUGAUGUCUACAUAUCAGGGGGACACAUCAGCAGCAAUGAUGUUUGGGUGCUGAGCUCCCAGCUGAAUGUCUGGAUCAAGGUUGCUUGUCUGCAGAAAGGCCGAUGGAGGCACAAAAUGGCAACGCUUCAGGGCAAGAUCUACGCGGUGGGAGGCUUUGAUGGUUUCUACCGCCUCUCCAGCGUGGAGUGCUACGACACCUUCUCCAACAGCUGGUCCACCUUGGCUCCUCUGCCUCAAGCUGUGAGCUCGGCAGCUGUGGUCUCCUGCCUGAACAAGCUGUAUGUGCUGGGUGGUGCUGUGGAUGACACUGCUAACACUGACAAGGUCCAGUGCUAUGAUCCAGAAGACAACAAGUGGACACUCUUGUCUCCAACUCCUUUCUACCAGAGGUGCAUCAGUGCCGUCUGCUUGGACAACAUCAUUUAUGUUGUGGGUGGGCUCCUCAGUAAGAUCUUCAGCUAUGAUCCAAGGAAAGACAGCUGGAGAGAAGUGGCUGCCCUCCCUGGGCCUCUGGAGAGCUGUGGUCUGACGGUGUGCGGAGGGAAGAUUUACAUCCUGGGUGGCCGAGAUGAGAAUGGGGAAGGCACAGACAAAGCGUUCACGUUUGACCCUAUAACGGGCAGUGUGGAGCAGCAGCCCCCGCUGCAGCGCUGCACCAGCUACCACGGCUGUGUCACCAUCCUGCAGCACAUGAACAGAUGACCGUGGGGCUUUGACAGCAUCUUUCUCCUAUCCAAAUCCUCCCCUUGAGUCAGUGGACACGUGUGUGGACGGAAAGCAGUCUCUCUGCAGGGAAGGGCAACAUAAGCCACUGAAGAUGUGUUCCCACCAGGUCCUGAGCACCACAAAUGUGUUUUGGUUUGUUUUUUUCUGGGUCUGGUGAUGCCAAUGGUUUUGAUGCUGACCUUGGUGAGGGGAUGAGAGUGCUGGGCUGUGUGAAAGCUGCAUUACAGACCUUGCCACCCCCAGAUUCAAGCAGGGUUUGCAGCCUAUGGAACUGCUGAGUUCGACUUCUUUUAGGUUUCCCUGAAUUAUAGAAUGGUUUGAGUUGAAAGGAACCCCUGAAGGCCAUGUGGUCCCAUUCCCUGCAACAAAGAGGGACACCCACAGGCUCAGAGCCCUGUCCUUAUUGUUAAAAUAAACUUAUUCCUUAUACAAAUGUAGAUCGUGGUUUUCUGUACUAUUGGUGCAAGGGCAUGUAUUUGUUUCUCUCUGACACCCAGAGCUGUUACACAGACACUUACAGGAUCCCAUAUCCUCAGAUAUUAUGCAUUUAGCUCCCUAGAGCCCCAUGUCAAACCAUGCUUGCCCAGAUAGUCACUGAUGUCCAUGAGCAGUUAAUUCUACUGCUGUGGGCAUCUGAGUUUGAGACCUCAUAGCAGGAAAACUUCUCUGCUAAAUCCCCAGAAGCCCAGUUAAAUGGGCCAUGCUCUGAGCACAUUCUGCAUAUGCUGCACGAGGGUCUAUCUCCUGAAAGCACAGAGUGCUGUCUCUUUUUAUGUGUUUCAAGGCUGGGCUGCUGUCUUGCUGACUUUGUCAUUGAGGAAAAAGUGACUCAUGUGGCCAAGAGAUUCUUCUUCAGAGAGCAGAGUUGGGUGAGUGAAGAUGGUUUAGUGGUGGGCUUGUAGGGGUGGAUGGGUGGUUGGACUCUGGGGGUCUUGAAGGUCUUUCCAACCUAAAUGUUGUACGAUUCCUCUGAGGAGAGAAAACAAAGUCCAAGCUGGCAGAGGGCAAUUUAAUUUGCAAUCAAAUUGCAUGCACAGUUAUGUUUAUAAUGCAAAUGGUUACUUCAGAAGAAACUUUCACCUUCCACUGAUAUAAUUAAAUUAGCAUGGAAGAGAGUGUAAACUGUCAACUCAAGCUUCAGAAGACUUCAGGAGCAGAGAGGCCUUUAUUCUCCUAUUCACCUAUUACCAAUAGCUCCCACUAAACCAUGUCCCUCCACACAACAUCCAGUCAUUCCUUGAACACCCCCAGGGUUGGUGACUCCACCACCUCUCUUCCUGCAAGAUCUCUUUCUACAGCCUUCCCUGAUCUCCCUCGUCCUUCUGUGGAUCUCUUGUUGUAGGAAUGAGCUCUCUCAAAAGAGCAGACAUUCUGGUUAGUUUUCCUAUGUGCUUUUGACACCUGUGUUGCAUUGCAGCAGCUGUAACACAUGGUGGGAGUUGUAGUGUAGGUAUGAAACCAUUUGCCUUGUUCUUGGUUGUGAUAUUGUACCCCUGAAAUGUGUUUGUAUUCUGUAAGGGCUCUGAGCUGUGGGCGUGCAGGGGAGGGAGAAGGAAGAAAUUCAACUUGU
Coturnix japonica (Japanese quail) is the source of this 3589-nucleotide messenger RNA. It is a transcript of the gene KLHL35, whose product is annotated as kelch like family member 35. NCBI's taxonomy places the organism in Eukaryota, Metazoa, Chordata, Aves, Galliformes, Phasianidae. Gene Ontology annotation, biological process: ubiquitin-dependent protein catabolic process. Gene Ontology annotation, cellular component: Cul3-RING ubiquitin ligase complex; cytoplasm. Gene Ontology annotation, molecular function: protein binding. The record is from RefSeq and is a predicted model, not a curated record.